AAUCCCAAAGAAUUUAAGUGAUGUAAACUUCAGAGGGAUAACUUUUUCUUCACCGUUAAACGCAGCCACAAGCUUCUUGCAACCAUUUUUACGCAUUCUGAAGAAAAAUUAGGAGCAUGUUAGGAAUUCUCUGUAAGCAGGAUUAUAGCCAUCCUUGGUAGGAUCUUGGAAGCUGCCUUGAUUUAAGGCCAGUAAUAAAAAAAAAAAAACAGUGUGAAUCAACCUCCAACUAGAUAAAAACAUUCAGGUUGGCUUUGUCCGGAAAAGUAAUUUCAACUGCCCGUUCGUUGAGGCAGACUUGUAAUUUAGGGGAGAAUGAGGCGGUUCCGCACGCAGGGUAAGCCUUGGCCUGCGGCUGGGCCACGCCGGUGGAACGUCGCCUUCCGGUCUUUGUGUCUUCGCGCACGCGCUAUGGCGCCAACUCCGCCUCCUGGAGGCGCCGGGCCCCUUGCAAGGCGGGGCCCGGGGCGGUCUUGUGGGUGUGACGUCACUGCGCUCGAUACUCAGUGUUGCCGGGCGGCGAUGGCGGCUCCCCUGGAGUCCUCCGGGGAGGAGCAACUGCGGAACUUUGUGCGAGUUUUGGAGAAGCGAGAUGGCACGGUGUUACGACUACAGCAGUACGGCUCCGGCGGCGUGGGUUGCGUUGUUUGGGACGCUGCCAUCGUCCUUUCUAAAUACCUGGAAACGCCCGGGUUUUCUGGCGAUGGGGCCCACGCGCUGAGCCGGCGGUCGGUGCUGGAGCUGGGCUCUGGCACCGGGGCCGUGGGGCUCAUGGCUGCUACCCUCGGGGCAGAUGUCAUAGUCACCGACCUAGAGGAAUUGCAAGACUUGCUGAAGAUGAAUAUUAAUAUGAACAAGCAUCUUGUCACUGGUUCUGUUCAAGCCAAGGUACUGAAAUGGGGGGAAGAAAUAGAAGACUUUCCUUCUCCUCCAGACUACAUCCUGAUGGCCGACUGCAUAUACUAUGAAGAGUCUUUGGAGCCACUGUUGAAAACCCUAAAAGAUCUCAGUGGAUCUGAGACUUGUAUUAUAUGUUGUUAUGAACAACGAACAAUGGGAAAAAAUCCAGAAAUCGAGAAAAAAUAUUUUGAGCUUCUUCAACUAGACUUUGACUUUGAAAAAAUUCCUUUGGAAAAACAUGAUGAAGAAUAUCGGAGUGAAGAUAUUCACAUUUUAUACAUCAGAAAGAAAAAAUCGAAAUUUCCGUCGUGAAAUCUAGUCAUCUUACCCAAGCCUCUAACAACGUGGGUAAGCUAACAUUGUGAAUGGAGCAUGUGAAUACAGCAUGGGAAGAUUGUGUUCACAGAUUUUUCCAGCAUGUCCUUAGGGAUCCGAUAUAUAGACAACCACCACGGGCUGCCUGCAUUACGAAAAAUGAUUGACUGACUGCCUACCUGCCAAUGGGCCUGAAAUCCAACUUAGUUUACUUUUAGCUCGGCAUCAAGUUCUGCUUAAAAGAAACAUGUUUCAGUCACUCCUCAAAUAAAAAUAGGUACUGAGGUUAGCCUAAAGUCUGCCAAAAAUAGUGAAAGUAGCAUGGCUGACUUGGCGUAUUUUCAGGAAAGUAGAGAUAAGUUGAUCCGGUUUCUAAAGAGAGGUAUCAAUUACUAUUUAAUAAUGUUUAAAUUCAAAUCAGUAAAUUUUAGCUUGUCUUCAAGAUAAAUUUAAAAGAAGGUUUUUAUUUUAACGUAUUUAUGCAGUGGUUUUUAUCGUUAAGUAUCUUCCACUUCAUUUCUUUUAAGAUAACUUUAAUACUUGUGUUCUUUUACUUUAAAAAAAAAAAAUGAAAAUACUGUUUUGUGGCCAAGUUCUGUGCUUUUUCUUCACCACACUGACUACAGUAUAAUUUACUAUGGGAGUUAGAUAGUAGAUUAUACCAUAGUCAGUUGAUAAAGAUGAAAGUAAGAUAUUGGGAGAUUGGGAGGGAGGAAAAGGUAUCUUUACAAAAUUGUUUAUUUGAGAAUGGAGUGAAAAUAAAAAGUCCGGCUUCAGGCUCUUGCAUUGAUGUGGCUCCUGCACUUUUCCUCACGUAUAGCUUCCAGGAAAAUGCGGCUAAAGUCACUGGUGUUAACUUGUUUAUAUGAAACAGAGAAAAGUAUUUAAAUGACUACAAAUGUAGUUCUGUAUACAUUUAUCAAAUGAUUUUGAUUCUGUGUGGUCUCUGUUUUACGUUCUCAUGAGAAUCAUCUGUUCACAGACUGAUCUAUCAGGACUUCAGUCGCAUGGUUCCAAAGUGUAAUGGUAACCAGAUGGAAUUCUGGUACUUACAGGCAUUGGUGCUAGGUGGCACAAUGUAUAUGUUAAAAUAAACAUUGUUUUUGAGA
This is a messenger RNA of Aethalodelphis obliquidens (Pacific white-sided dolphin), 2324 nucleotides long. It is a transcript of the gene VCPKMT, whose product is annotated as valosin containing protein lysine methyltransferase. Gene Ontology annotation, biological process: peptidyl-lysine trimethylation. Gene Ontology annotation, cellular component: cytosol; protein-containing complex. The record is from RefSeq and is a predicted model, not a curated record. NCBI's taxonomy places the organism in Eukaryota, Metazoa, Chordata, Mammalia, Artiodactyla, Delphinidae. The transcript is spliced from 6 exons. Bases 316 to 1212 code for a protein of 298 amino acids.